AUGUGUGAUAUCUACAUAGCGGUUGUGUGUUCUUCGAACAUGAACCGAAGUAUGGAGGCUCAUGCAUUUCUGGCGAAGAAAGGCUUCAAAGUAAAGUCUUAUGGCACAGGAGAAAAGGUUAAGUUACCAGGUGCUUCUGCAGAUCGACCGAAUUGUUAUGAAUUUGGAGUCCCAUACGACGACAUUUACAACGAUUUGUUGGAGAAGGACAAAGUAUACUAUACACAAAAUGGCAUUCUACAUAUGUUAGAUAGAAACAGAAGAAUCAAACCCAGUCCAGAGAAGUUUCAGAUAUCAACAGAGAGAUUUGAUGUUAUAAUUACAUGUGAAGAAAGGGUGUAUGACCAAGUUAUAGAGUGGUUUGGAUCAAGGAGGUCAGUGUAUAACCAGCCAGUCCAUGUUGUGAAUAUGGACAUACAAGACAACCACGAGGAAGCAACUAUUGGUGCAUUUUUGAUAAGUGACAUGGUCACUAAGAUGGCUCAAAGUGAUGAUUUAGAUAAUGAUAUUGAUGAACUAUUACAUGAGUUUGAAGGAAAAUGUCACCGGCCAAUUCUUAAUUGUAUAAUGUUUUACUAA
Molecule: messenger RNA, 579 nt
Organism: Spodoptera littoralis (African cotton leafworm)
Lineage: Eukaryota; Metazoa; Arthropoda; Insecta; Lepidoptera; Noctuidae
Source: the annotation of a GenBank genome assembly